Oryzias melastigma (Indian medaka) is the source of this 3664-nucleotide messenger RNA. RefSeq names its product collagen, type X, alpha 1a (gene col10a1a). Bases 479 to 2410 code for a protein of 643 amino acids. Gene Ontology annotation, molecular function: protein binding. The transcript is spliced from 3 exons. The record is from RefSeq and is a predicted model, not a curated record. Lineage: Eukaryota; Metazoa; Chordata; Actinopteri; Beloniformes; Adrianichthyidae.
CCAACUUCCUUUGUUGUGUUUUAAUCGACAGGUUUAAAAACAGAUAUUUUUUAUUAGAAAUAUUUAAUGUGAAAAGUGUAAACGUUUUAGCUAACUAUCAUAUAAAAAUGGAACUUUAAAGAUAAGAGUGAAACAUGUCACAUUGCUUAUCGUUUUAAAACAGAGAAAAGUAAGUGAUAAUCAUGUGUCUGAGAUUUCAAAGCAUGAGGGCACCCUGAUGCGACAUGCCUGCUAUGGGCAGAUCUGCCUGCUAAUUACACCCUAACUCUGAGGAGGGAGGUACUAGUGUGGUGGGUGCUUUUUUUUUUUUUUAAUGAUGUGAGGGUUAGAUAUGGUAUAAAAGCCCAGGUCACAGCACUGGAGAUCAGCAUAUCCUCACUUGUGCUCCUACCCUAAGGAUAUAGAGAAGCACCAGAAGCUGACUGGUGCUGGGGAGAUUUGCUGUUCUUCUCUUUGGAUCCUGAUCUGACCUUGCAAGAUGGACGUACGAGUUGCAAGCAUCCUCCUCCUCAUUGUGGCUUCUGCAGCAGCCCAUGGAAAGGGAUAUGUUGUGAAGAAGGUGUUCCCUGUGAAGAGCCAGAUGGUGGCAGGUGAACCAGGUAUGCCAGGUGAGCCUGGACCUGAGGGCCCUGCUGGCCCACCUGGUCCCCCAGGAGAGAAUGGCAUUGGUGAGCCUGGACCUCAAGGACCUCCUGGGCCUCCUGGACCUCCUGGCCGAUCAAUUGCUGGUAAGCCAGGAUCUCCAGGUGGACCUGGAAAGCCUGGCAUUCCUGGAGCUCAUGGUGAGAGAGGAGACACUGGAGCCACUGGUCCACAGGGGCCAAGAGGACUCCCAGGGUCUCCAGGAAUCCCAGGACCUGCAGGGUUGUCUGCUACUGGAAAACCCGGACCUGCUGGUCUUCCUGGAUCAGCUGGACCAAGAGGAGAGCCCGGUCUUAAAGGACAUCCAGGUGUGCCUGGAUUGCCUGGUCAAAAGGGUGAUAGAGGAGUGGGAGUUCCAGGGGCUCAAGGUGAAACUGGAGCUCAAGGACCUAUGGGCCCACCUGGAGCACCAGGUGCAGCUGGAAUUGGAAGACCAGGAAAACCAGGAGCACCAGGUGAAUCAGGAAAGCCAGGUAGUCCAGGUCUUGAUGGUGCCACUGGCCCCAUGGGCCCUCAGGGACCUAAGGGACACACUGGUGCUCCUGGUGUAGGUCUUCCAGGUAAACCAGGUGAGAAUGGUGCUCCAGGUCUGCCCGGUCCUGCUGGACCUAAAGGUCAUCAGGGACCUGCUGGCGCCACUGGUGCCCCAGGUGUGCCAGGAUAUGGAAAACCAGGUGUAAAUGGAGAGAAGGGAGAGAGAGGUGCUCCAGGUGCUCCAGGUGCAACAGGUGCUAAGGGUGAGCAGGGUCCCACAGGAUAUACUGGUGCCACUGGUGCAACUGGUCCUACUGGUUCUACUGGACCUCAAGGUGAAAGAGGUUUCCCUGGUCAGCCUGGUGCUGUUGGGCCUAAAGGUGACACCGGUGCUACUGGACCUCAGGGUCUUAAGGGGCAUAAGGGAGAUCAGGGAGCUCAGGGCUUCCCUGGUAAGCAAGGCUAUCCAGGUGCAGCUGGUCCUGCUGGAGCCAGAGGGCCUGCUGGACCUCAAGGUGACAAAGGUCACACAGGUGCUCCCGGUACUCCAGGUGCUCCAGGUAUCCCUGGCCCUGCUGGACCAAAAGGUCAUCCCGGCCGUCAAGGUGAGUCUGGUACCCCUGGAUCUGAUGGUGCUCCUGGUCCCAGAGGGCCUUCUGGUCCACAGGGUCCUUCUGGUCCUGCUGGCCUCAAGGGGCACCCAGGUCUUCCUGGUCCCCCUGGUCCUGCUGGUUUGACUUCCAAGGGUCUUCCUGGACCUCAGGGUCCCCCUGGUGUGCCCGGUGAGCCUGGAUCAGAUGGAGAACCUGGCCCUGCUGGUCCCCCUGGACCCCCUGGACCUCCUGGUGAGGUUGCAUUUGAGAAAGGCUUUGGCAUGAGCGAAGUGAUGGUCAAGUCCCCCAUGUCUGCUUUCACAGCAGCUCUGGCCACUCCCUACCCCCCUGCUGGCAGCCCCAUUAAGUUCGACCAGAUUGUGUACAAUGCUGAGAAUCACUAUGACCCUGAGACUGGCAUCUUCACUUGCCAGGUUCCAGGUGUUUAUUACUUCUCUUACAGCAUCCAUGUAAAUGGAAAUCAUGCCCUGGUGGCUCUGUACAAGAAUGGUCAGCCUAUUGUGUUCACCUAUGAUGAGUACAACAAAGGCUUCCUGGACCAGAUGUCUGGUAGUGCUGUCCUCUUGCUUGAUGUGCAGGACACAGUCUACAUCCAGAUCCCUGAUGAUGAGGCCAAUGGUGUCUUUGCUGCUGAGAAUGUCCACUGCUCUUUCUCUGGGUUCCUGAUUGCCUCAACGUGAUAGGUUGAUCACGCAUCAGGUUCCAAAAGCCAAACCAACUAAUUUUGCAAUCUAUUCCUCAAAGUAAACUCCCUGUUCCUCCCUGUUCUCAAAUAGACAGGCAGUUCUUUAAGGAAUAGUAGCAUCUCAACUUGAAAACUACAAGAAAAAAGGUGCUCAGAAGAAGGAAAACUAAUUUAUGAAAGCAAAUGAUCAGGGAUGGGGGGAAGCAAACUAGCAAUCUUCCAGUGACCUUUGUAAUGGAGACAGCAUGUGAAAUUGAGGUGUUAUAAUUAUGUUGUGUCCUUUUAUUCUUUUAAGCAUUGCUCCUUUUAUACUGACUUAAACUGGUGUUUUAUUGUCUGUUUUUGUACAACCAACAACUUGGUUUUCACUCUUUUUUGUUGUUUUUUUUUCUUUUUAACACAAUGAAACCAAAUGUGACUUGAAAAUGUUGUGAAAAAAAUGGUCAAACUGUUAUGAUGAAAUAAGUCACCUGGAUACUGCUAUGCAAACACAAAUGUUGUUAUAUCCCUGAACAUGCAUUGUGUCAUGUCAAACAUAAUGACCAAAUAAAAGUUGACUUAAGAACAAUUUUGUUUCAUAUAUUUCAUUUAACGACAAAAAAAUGUUGCUUUUCAGUCAAUAUCACUCAUAGAAAACAAUUGAAAUCAAUCAAAUGCUUGUAAAAAAAAGGAUCCUUACAAAUUCUUAAAAAGUUAUUUUUAAAAACAUAGGACAACCCAUUGAAAUAAAACAUCAAAAUAUAUAUUUAAAAAAAUAAAAAUUACAAAAAAAUUGUACCUAAGAACUUUAGCUGAAGGACAUGCACCCAUGUCAACAAAACAAUACAGGAAGUGAGCGAACUUGUUGCAAAAUGUUAAAUUAUUUUAUAAAACUACAUUCAACACUAACAAACUUUGAGCAUUUCAAUAAGAAAAAAGAAUCCCAACAUUUUAUGUCUGAAUGGGAAGUCUGUGACAUUAAAAAACAAUUACAAAAUAUUUUCAGUAGAGUAAAAAGCUCUAAAAAUUAAAAGAUACUUAAAAAAUUAACUAAAAUAUAUUUAAAAAAAUGUUGCUGGCAAAAAUAUUAAAACAUAAAAACAAAACAAUAAACACACUUGAUUAAAUAUGUGUUAAAAUAGCUUGAAUGCUGCCAGACAAUCAUUCGGUUGGUGGUUUGAAUACCAAGCUUGACAGCCAUUGUGUUUCAUGGUAUGACACCAAACCCCAGACUGAUCUCAAAUGUAAAAAAUAAAAAAUAAAAAUAAAA